This is a messenger RNA of Microplitis mediator, 1535 nucleotides long. RefSeq names its product progestin and adipoQ receptor family member 3. NCBI's taxonomy places the organism in Eukaryota, Metazoa, Arthropoda, Insecta, Hymenoptera, Braconidae. Gene Ontology annotation, cellular component: membrane. The record is from RefSeq and is a predicted model, not a curated record. The transcript has 7 exons. Gene Ontology annotation, molecular function: signaling receptor activity. Bases 321 to 1409 code for a protein of 362 amino acids.
CGACCAAGAGACCAGUCCAGUCGUGUCUUCCAUACCUGUACGGUUUCGUUUACUCCUCGAGUACUAGUGUACUGGUAAUUAUAAUAAUAAUUAUUAUAAUAGUAAUCGUCUCAAGACCUCGGCUGUUUUCUUCAGUGUAUGUCUUGAGACGUUAACGCGACAUCCUAGAGUGUGUCGUCUGGCCUCCUUGGGUUUGUUCUCGUGAAAUGAAAGCCGCUUGACUGGACUCAAUUAAUAUUUUUUAAUUUUUCACCAAGACGACCUUUGACCCUGCCUCUUUAUAUUUGAGGUAAAAUCGCACCUGGAAAAAAGGCUUUUCAAUGAUGAAACUAUUGGCAGGUGUAGAGGAGGUCAACGAUGAAGAAACUAAAGAAUUAAAUAAUAAAUCGCUUGUUACCAAUACUAAUAAUAAUAACAAUAAUAUUCAUAAUAAUAAUAAUAAUAAAUCGAGUGCCGAUAAUGAAGUAACGAAACCGUGUUUAAGAAAAAUAAAAACAACUGCACAUGUCAGACCAAAGGAACCUGCUGGAUCGCCAAUAAAAGGCGAAAUCACACCAGAAGAUGAAGAAAAAAUGCGACGAUUGCUUCCCAUUGAAGAAGCACCUGAGCAUCUUACACACAAUCCAUUUAUUUUACAUGGAUACCGCGGUUAUUUGACGACUAAAUUAUGCAUAGAAAGUAUAUUCUGGUGGACAAAUGAAACAAUAAAUAUAUGGAGUCAUAUAUUUGGAUGGAUGCUCUUUUUAGGAUUAACAAUGUACGAUCUUUGUUUACUAAAUAUACACGCUCCUUUUGGAGACAAAAUAAUUGUUGCACUUUUACUCGUGUGCUUUCAGGCAUGUAUGAUUUUAUCAUCAAUAUAUCAUACAUUUUCAUGUAGAAGUGAAAAGGAUUAUUGGUGUUUUUUGUGCUACGAUUUAUUUGGAAUAGCACUUAGUUUACUUGCUAUUUAUAUGUCUGGAGUUUACUACGCGUUUUGGUGUCACAAAGAACUACAACAAUUUUACCUGAUAACUGUGUUGCUGAUAUUUGUAAUCGCAAUGAUACUGCAGAUACCGAGUCUUGAAGUUAAUGGAAAUGUUAAAUUAUUGGUGUUUGUUGGUUGGGCAGCGUAUGGUGUCUUACCAACAUUUCACUGGGGUAUUGCAAUGGGUGGUAUGGACAAUCCGAUUGUAAAAAUGUUGAUACCGAGAGUAUUAGGGAUGUAUGUUAUAAGUGGUUGUGCAUUUGCCAUAUAUAUGAGUAAAAUACCAGAACGUUUUUAUCCAGGCUCUGUAGAUUUUAUUGGAUCGUCUCACCAAUGGUGGCAUGCACUUGUUGUACUCGCUCUAUAUUAUUGGCACAAUACCGGUAUGCUCUACGUCGAAUACCGUAUGAAUCACGGUUGUCCUACAAAUAUGAAGUUGUGAUAAUUUUAUAAAUAUACUAUAAUAAAUAUUAUAAUUAUUGUUUACCUAUAGUAUCAAUUGUUUAUUAUUAUAUGAAUUUAUUAUUAUUAUUAAUUAAUAAAUAAGUUAUUUUUAUUGAAUUAAAAA